AUGGCGGCCCACGAUCUCUUUUCGCCCAUCGACGCCUACGAGACCGGCCGCCUGCCGGUGGACGAGUUGCAUACCCUCUACUGGGAGCAGUCGGGCAACCCCGCCGGGCAGCCCGUGGUCUUCCUGCACGGCGGACCCGGCGCCGGCGCCUCGCCGGACCAUCGCCGCUUCUUCGACCCCCAGGCCUACCGCAUCAUCAUCUUCGACCAGCGCGGCGCGGGGCGCUCCACGCCGCUGGGCGAGACGCGGGCCAACACCACCCAGGACCUGGUCGCCGACAUGGAGCUGCUGCGCGAGCGGCUGGGGGUCGAGCGCUGGCACCUGUUCGGCGGCUCCUGGGGCUCCACCCUGGCGCUGGCCUACGCGCAGGCGCAUCCCGAGCGGGUCUCGGCGCUGUUGCUGCGCGGCAUCUUCCUGUGCCGGCACAGCGAGGUGACCUGGUUCCUCUACGGCAUGCGGACCUACUUCCCCGAGGUCUGGGAACGCUUCGCCGGCUUCGUGCCGCCGGCCGAGCGCGACGACCUGCUGCAGGCCUACCACCGCCGCCUGAUGGACCCCGACCCGCGGGUCCACCUGCCGGCCGCGCGGGCCUGGAGCACCUACGAGGGCGCCUGCUCGACCCUGAUGCCGAGCCCGGAGACCGUGGCGGCCUUCGGCGAGGACAACAUGGCGCUGGGGCUGGCGCGCAUCGAGGCGCACUACUUCGUCAACCGCAUCUUCCUGCCCGAGGGCGCGCUGCUGGAGCGGGCGGAGCGCCUGCGCGACGUCCCGGGCGCCAUCGUGCAGGGGCGCUACGACACGGUCUGCCCGCCGACCUCGGCCUACGACCUGCACCGGGCCUGGCCGACCGCCAGCUUCCGCAUCAUUCCGGACGCCGGACAUUCCGCGAUGGAGCCGGGCAUCCGCCGCGCCCUGGUCGAGGCGACGGAGCGCUACAAGCAUUACCGGUGA
This is a messenger RNA of Symbiodinium necroappetens, 951 nucleotides long. The record is from the annotation of a GenBank genome assembly. Lineage: Eukaryota; Dinophyceae; Suessiales; Symbiodiniaceae.